Molecule: messenger RNA, 1557 nt
Organism: Pteropus alecto (black flying fox)
Lineage: Eukaryota; Metazoa; Chordata; Mammalia; Chiroptera; Pteropodidae
Product: cytochrome c oxidase assembly factor 7
Exons: 3
Coding region: 76-771 (231 amino acids)
Cellular component (GO): mitochondrial intermembrane space
Molecular function (GO): protein binding
Source: RefSeq, a predicted model, not a curated record
CAUGACCGUGGGGCGGGAGAGCGGCGCGGCCUGGGUAGGAGGGACCGGAUAAUCUCUCCUAGGCGACCAAGAGUCAUGGCGGGCGUGGUGGACUUCCAGGACGAGGAGCAGGUGAAGUCGUUUCUGGAGAACAUGGAGGUGGAGUGCAACUAUCAAUGCUACCGUGAGAAGGACCCGGACGGUUGUUAUCGGCUGGUAGAUUAUUUGGAAGGGAUCCAGAAGAAUUUUGAUGAGGCUGCCAAGGUGUUGAAGUUCAACUGUGAAGAGAACAAACACAGUGAUAGCUGCUACAAACUGGGGGCCUAUUAUGUGACUGGAAAAGGCGGAUUGACCCGGGACCUGAAAGCUGCCUCCAGCUGCUUUCUGAUGGCAUGUGAGAAGCCCGGAAAGAAGUCUGUGGAGGCAUGUCACAAUGUUGGUCUCCUGGCACAUGAUGGACAGGUCAAUGAUGAUGGUCAGCCUGAUCUAGGGAAGGCCAGAGACUAUUACACAAGAGCCUGCGAUGGCAGUUAUGCUGCUAGCUGCUUCAACCUCAGUGCCAUGUUUCUGCAGGGCGCCCCUGGCUUUCCCAAGGACAUGGGCCUGGCAUGCAAAUACUCGAUGAAAGCCUGUGACUUGGGUCAUGUCUGGGCCUGUGCCAAUGCCAGCCGCAUGUACAAGCUGGGGGAUGGUGUCGACAAGGAUGAAGCCAAGGCCGAGGUGCUAAAAAAUCGUGCUCUACAACUACAUAAAGAACAGCAGAAAAACGUCCAACCUUUAAUGUUUGGGUAAUGUGGCUCACCCUCCUAUGCAACAGAUUGAGGCUGGCACCUCCUAUUUCUGAUAGAGCCCUUAGAGGUCAACCUGCUGGAGCAGGAAGACUUGGGACUCAAUAUCAGUUGCUCUCGUUACAUAGACCCAUUGCCCCAAAGUGUCACCUACUGGGAUAUAGCUUGAAAUGUUUAUUCCUUUAACUGGUGUUUUCUGUGAAGACACCCACAUUAAUGGGGUCUUAGUUCUCAAAUUCUUGUAUCUCUAUGAAAAACAGUGAUAUAGAGAGCUAUAGAGAUUUUGGAGGGUGUGGAGGAGAGACAAAGAGCAGAAAAUUGAGAAAAUUAGCAGCCACAGGGUAUGAAGGAAUCGGACAUCAUCAUGAUUGUUAUUUUUGUUGGGAGGGCUUAAAAAUCUGAAAGUGUCUUGAUUUACAUAAUAGAGGGUUUAAGGACCUAAGAACAGCUAACUGCCACCCUCUGACUUAUGUAACCAUUGGUGAGGGCUUCUUUUUUGCCUUUAGAGUCACAUCUUUCAAUAAAUUCAUAGAGAUCAGAAGGAUUAAAUGUUGUUAUGCUUCAGGGUUGCUGAAGAGGAUAAGCCCACCUUCAGUGGAGACAUUCACAAUGAAAAAUUAGCAUCCCCAGUUGACACACCUGGUACUGCGCAUCACGCUGAGGGAGCAGAUUAUUCCCAGGGCAACUUUAGAUAGGGAUGUGUAAGCAUUGUGCUUUGUGACACUUUUUGUCCCUCAGAACUGAACCUUUUUAACUAUCCCUGUAAAUAAACUAUUUUGAUUGAUUAGUA